AUGUUCAAACGUGUAAUUUCCUUGGCCCAUAAAACAGCCAAGCCAUCACUCUUUUCAUCACCAACAACAAAAAUUACAUCUGUACAUAUUAAUAACAGAUCUUUUAUUGUGGCUUCAUUCCAUUCAAAGAAUAAUCAAGUAAAACAAGAAAAUAAAACUCCACAAAAGAAGGAUGAAAAAUUAUUUAUUUAUGAAGAAGAAAGGGAUUUGGAAAAGGAAAUUGUCCCUGUUGAAGUUUUCAACGAUAAGGAACGUAUUAUGGAUGAAGAUAGACCAGAUAUUAACAUUCCACUUCUUGUUAAAUUUUGGAAAAUGUACUUUGUAAGAUAUGCCAUCAUUUCAACAGCAAUAUUUGGUGUUUUGUGGAUUGUUUGGGAAAUUACUGAUUGGUUGAGUUCUAUCACAUUUAAGAAUGUUGCUACAGUUUCAUUUUACACUGGUUUCUUCACUGGUUUAAUUUCAUGUGGACUUAGUUAUUUGGCAGUUGUUUCAUUCAGUAUUAGUCCAUCAGCUGUUUAUAAAGCUGCUGUUAAAAAGGUUUUAGCCAAUAAGAGUGUCAGAGAUAAUAUGCUCACUCCACUCACUCCUGGAAAAUUCAGAGCUUACUCAUACACUUAUCCAGAUUUUAAUAAUGCUCACGAUGUUCCACUUAUUAGAAAGCUUCAAUUCUGGAAACCAAAAAGAGUUCAACUCAUUUUCCAACUUCAAGAUCCAAACAAAAAGACUGCCAUGAUUUCUUGUGAUGCUUCUAGAAAGAGUGGAAUUUUAAAUAUUAUUAGAAAUCGUUUCACAUUCCACUCUUUAAUUGUUGACAUUCCAGAUAGUGAUGAUCGUUUAAUUUUGAGAGGAUCUGAUGAAGAUGCUGUCUAUGAAAAGGAAAAACAAGAACGAAAGAGAAAGAAGGAACAAUCGGAAGAAAAUUAUGAACAAUUUAAAAAAGUAAAAUCAAAUUCAACAAUUGAACAAGUUAAGGUGAUUGAUCACUCUCGGAAGGAUCCUACCACUACUUCACCUUCAAAUUUAAAUAUUGAAAAGAAGAAAACUGAAGAAUCAUUGAUUAACAACUCUAAAAUUACCACCUUUAAAGAUGUAUUGAACUAUGACUCAAAAUCAUUAUUUCACAAAGUGGUAAAUUCUCAAAAUAAUAUUAUUACCAAUACUCCUAUAACACCAAGUCAAUCCAAAGUAGUAGAUCAAGCCACUCAAAAAUCAUCAGAAAAGAAGAAAUCAUCCUCUAACAACUCCACAAAAUCAUCAUCCAUGGAUGAAGAUCUCAUGAAAGAAUAUUUAGAAAGAAGUAAAAGAGAAGAUGAAAAGACAAAAAAGUUUUUGAAAGAAAAGAAAAAAUGA
Messenger RNA from Naegleria gruberi, 1350 nucleotides. RefSeq lists its product as uncharacterized. The transcript has 3 exons. The coding region runs from base 1 to 1350 and encodes 449 amino acids. The record is from RefSeq and is a predicted model, not a curated record. NCBI's taxonomy places the organism in Eukaryota, Heterolobosea, Eutetramitea, Acrasida, Naegleriidae.